AUGUCAGAGUCUACAAAUAAAGAUUCUGGAGCAGGAAGAUCUGUGGAAGAGAAUCCAAAUGAACAAAGAAGUCAAUCAGAAUUAACGCUCGUGGAGUGGCGGUCCUCCGAUCAAGUGAAGACUAGUGCUCCUUCAUCGUCGUCCCCAUACUUGGACAUUGACGAUGAUGAUGAUUUUGAUUUAAUAUUUCGGUUUUACAAGAAAGAGACUGCUCGGGGAUGGAAUGAGUUUAUAGAGUUACCUAAAUUACAUGAAGGGUUCAUAUAUGAUUCUGAUUCUCUUUUAAUUGGAGUUCAGAUUCAGGUGAUCAGAGAAAGGGUGGAUCGACCUUUUCGUUGCCUUGAUUAUGAGUAUAGGAGGGAGCUUGUUACGGUGUUUGCGCCAGAGGUACAUCUACCUUUAUUGUGGUUUGUGGAAGAGUAUAGAAGAGAGCUUAUUAAAGUAACAGAGGACAAGCUAAACUGGAACUGCUUUGGUGCCUUCUGGUUAGGGUUGGACCAAAACUCAAGGCGUCAGCUGUCUUGGGCGAAAAGGGACGAGGUUCUAAAAGAAGUUGUUAAAAACUUCUUCCACGAGCAAAAAAUCACAUCCGCUUUUGUGAUGGAGUUCUUGUACAGUGGUUUGAAGGCUCUUGAAGGCCAAACUAAGGAUAAGAAAUGCAGGCUGGGACUAACGGAUACCGAAGUAUCGCCAGCUCCAAUGGUUACUGUGGAGAAAGAUAUGUUUGUGUUAGCUGAUGAUGUGAUGUCACUCAUACAUAGGUUUUGUUUGGAGCCAUUCGCUUCAAAAGAUGAAUUAGGUCAUCAAACCACAAGGGAUGGGAAUGCUAGAGGAGUAUACAAUGAUGAAACCAUACAAGAUGUUGAGAGGCGUCUAAUUGAGAGGGGUAAAAAGACUAUGGAAGUAUUUGCUCUUGGUCAUAUCUACAUCAACACGAUUAAUAUGGCAUACCGAGAUGAUCUUGUCUGGAGAAGGCAAGAAGAGCUUAUUCGGGAAGAAGAAGAAGCAAAAAGCAAACAGAAAGCCGCAAAAGAGAAGAAAUCUAAGAAGAAACAGGCGAAACAGAAAAAAAACAAAGGAAAGGCUGAAAAGAGAGCAGACACAGUGAGGACCCAAGCAGAAGAAAGGUUGCUUGAGAAAGAGGAUUCUGACCCUAAGAAUCAACACCAUUCUUUAGAGCAAGCAAAACCGGACACAAGGGAUGUUGUUCCAAAAGGAAAAGCAGUAACUUCAUCAUCAUCAUCAUCUCCAGAUAUUCAGUUGGAGACUGUGGUUCCAAGAGUCGAUAUACAGAAAAAUGCUUCUCCAAAACCGGAGACAAAGGAUGUUGUUCCAAAAAUAAAAGAAGUACCUUCAUCAUCAUCAUCAUCUCCAGAUAGUCAGUUGCAGACUGUGGUUCCAAGAGUCGAUAUACAGAAAACUGCUUCCCCAAAACCGGCAGCACAACCAGUACAAUCCAUGUCCACACUUGUGACUGUGAGAAAGCUGCUCCAGAAGCAAGCUGCUCCGGAGAAAAAGCUUGUUUGGAAACCAGUAUCUGCUAGAUUACCUUCAUCAUCAUCUGGAGAUAUUCAGUUUCAAACUGUGGUUCCUAUAGCCGAUAUACAGAAGACUGCUUCUCCAAACCUUACGGCACCUGUGAGUACACCUAUAAUCCCUCCAAAGAAAGCUGCACAUGUACAAUCAAUGUCUAGACCUGUGAGUACUCCUAUAAUCCCUCCAAAGCAAGCUGCACAUGUACAAUCAAUGUCUAGACCUGUGAGUACUCCUAUAAUCCCUCCAAAGCAAGCUGCACAUGUACAAUCAAUGUCUAGACCUGUGAGUACUCCUAUAAUCCCUCCAAAGCAAGCUGCACCUGUACAAUCUAUGUCUAGACCUGUGAAUGCUCCAAUCAUCCCUCCGAAGCAAGCUGCACCUGUAAUAUCUGCUGUUCAAGCCUCCACAUCGUCAUUUGCUCGUUCAAUGAGCUCAGCAGGACGUUUAGGUUCACCGCCACAUAGCCAAACUUACAUUCCUCAGUCCUAUAAUCAUCCUAUAGUGGGUUCAUCUGGUUUCAACCACUCAAGCUCUCAACCGAUGGUAACAAGCACAUUGCCGCCUUAUUCACAUCCGCCUCCUAUCUCAGUAUCUAGUCAGUCUAGUUUCCCUAUCAACGUUGGCUCUUGGGAUCUUUCAUCUUGUGGGCUCUUGUGGACCGGUGGUUCGAGUUCAAACAGAGACACAACAACAACAACAACUGCCAUCAGUGGGAAUCAUCGAACCAACCCUUACAACACACCGGUAACUACUAAUAAUAUUCAAGUAGUGACUGACGAGUGCCAAGGUUAUGGUUAUGGAAACAACAACCAGAACUCAUAUCUUGGCAAUGAGGAUCUUGGGAUCUCCGGCUGGUCAGGAGGUUACAGUGAAGAAACUAUGCCACAUUUUUCCUUUUAUUCAUAUUGGCAAAUGGAUGAGCUGGCACAGACGCAACGGGAGAUGGCGAACAUGGACAUGUCUUCACUCGCUAUGAGGAACCAAGAUGAUGCAAGCAGUUUCUCUUACUUUAGCUUAGGUUCAUCAUCAAACCCGGAUUUUUCUUCAAGAAUCAAUGAAUAUAGAAACUUAGGCUAUGGAACUGAGUGA
Microthlaspi erraticum is the source of this 2625-nucleotide messenger RNA. Lineage: Eukaryota; Viridiplantae; Streptophyta; Magnoliopsida; Brassicales; Brassicaceae. The record is from the annotation of a GenBank genome assembly.